CCAAUUCCAAACCAUUAAGAAUUGUGACAAAAUAGCCCAGUAAAUAUGGCUGCCGAUAGUCUUUGGAAGAAACAUUUCUUGCUUUGCCUCUUAGGGGCAUUGGCCCUUUGGCAAGGAGUUGAAUGUCUCAAACAUUCCAAGCCUCCUCUACUGCCACGCAUAGUAGGAGGAAGCUUUGCCAAAUUAGGACAAUUUCCCUAUCAGGUUGCUCUGUUGUACAACAACGAACAUUUAUGUGGUGGUUCCAUUAUCUCUAAGGAAUAUAUUAUCACUGCUGCUCAUUGCGUGGUCUAUCAAUACACCAAAACUCGUUUACCUGUUACUUCAUUGAGCAUUCGAGCUGGCAGUCUUUCACCCAUCUUUGGCGGUCAACAAGUGGGAGUGGCAAACAUAACCAUUAAUCCUGCCUACGAUUGGUUCCAUCAUGACAUUGCUGUGCUCAAAUUGUCCGAACCUUUGGAAUUCAACGAGAAUGUGCAAGCCAUAGCUUUGGCCAAUGCCGACCCACCAUCAGGUGUGCAAGUCUCAACCUCAGGUUGGGGACGCACCAGUACCUAUGGCCCCUUUGCAACACUUUUGAAAAAUCAUACCUUAACCUCGUUGACCAGAGACGAUUGCGAAAAAGAAUCAAAACGUUUUGUACCGAAGAGUGUCAUCUGCCUUAUGGGCGGCGAUAACAACGGCAUAUGCAAAGGUGAUUCUGGUGGUCCAGCUGUCUAUAACAAUACCUUGGUGGGAGUGGUGAACUACUAUAACAAAGGCUGCGGCGUAGAACCCGAAGGAUUUGCCAGCAUAAAACAAAAUCGUGGUUGGAUCAGAGACAAUAGUGGUGGUAUUUAAAGUCUUCAAGGUCUCUCUAUUUUCAACAUAACAAUGUUUUUGUAUAACAAAUAAAACCAAAGGCUUAAAACGGGCUAAUAAGAAAA
Molecule: messenger RNA, 926 nt
Organism: Stomoxys calcitrans (stable fly)
Lineage: Eukaryota; Metazoa; Arthropoda; Insecta; Diptera; Muscidae
Product: serine protease SP24D
Exons: 2
Coding region: 46-840 (264 amino acids)
Biological process (GO): proteolysis
Molecular function (GO): serine-type endopeptidase activity
Source: RefSeq, a predicted model, not a curated record